GAUUCCAGGAAAAGCUGAAUAACUGCUUUUCAUUUUUGAAUUUUUAUUUCUUCAUUGUUUGGUGACAGUGUUUCAGCAGAUACUGCUGCCGGUGUCUGGUCUGAAGGGGAGACUCUCACACGGGUUUAGAGGAUGGCAGAGUGCAGAAGGAGAUGAAAAGAGGAGAGCAGCAGAGGUUUGUGUGCGGAACUUCAGAGCUGCAGAAGUCUUUUGUCCUGAGCUCUCCGUGCACGCUUGGACCGGAGCUGACCAUGAGGAUGAGCAUGGAAUGCAGAUGGAUCGGUCAAGACAAGUUUCCAAUAUAGAGCUUCCUGUUUGGAGUUACACCUGAGAGUGAGUGUGUCUGAUGGAUUACGGUGUUUUCUUCGAGCUGCUGACAUGAAUUCAGAGGCCAGUGAGAUGUGGAAGCGCUCGCCUUCAGGAGAAAUCUGAGACCUGGAUGAGCCCCCGAGCACCACGAGAACAUUUAAGUGAAGGAGACAAACCAUGGACUUGUUAUGGUGUGGCAGCGGACCGAUCGUGUGCUCUUAACCCGUUUGUAGCACCCUCUACCCCUCACCCCAUGUCACAGCUUUCCCUGAAUUAUGGAAAUUUUGUGGAAGACGCUGACUUGGACACUGAGCCUGGUGGUGAUGGCUGCUUCUGAGUUUCAAAGCAUCAACAGACUUUCACACAAUUCUCAAGAGGAGUUCCUGUCCUACCUGCAGCACUACCAGCUGACUGUCCCGGUGCGGGUGGAUGAGAACGGAGAGUUCCUGAGCUACACUGUGAAGCACCACCGCCCAGGCAGACGGAGACGCGGGGCAGUGGACCCCAUAAUGGGGCAGCUGCCCGCAUUAGACCCCCCAGAGUCCCGGCUGUUCUACAGACUGUCAGCCUACGGAAAGCACUUUCACUUAAACCUGACGCUCAACCCCCACCUGGUGUCGAAACAUUUUACAGUGGAGUACUGGGGCAAAGACGGGCUGGAGUGGCGUCAUAACAUGGUAGAUAACUGUCACUAUGUUGGUUUCUUGCAAAAUCAGCACAGCACGACCAGAGUGGCACUCAGCAACUGCAAAGGCCUGCAUGGUGUUAUAACAACAGAGGAAGAACAGUAUUUGAUAGAGCCAUUAAAGAACAUAUCCUCCACCACCUCCAGUGAAUGGAACCUGGAAGAAGCACAGCAACAUGUUAUUUAUAAAAUGUCUGCCAUUCCCUCACCACAAGAGCAUAGCCAGGAGUUCAGCUGUGGCAUUUCAGACCUCAUCAAAAGCAGUACACCGUGCCAGUUCAGCACACCCUCCCCUGUCCACUUGUCUCCACCGCCCCAAAACGACAGCGAGCAGUCGGACAGCACCCACAGACAGAGGCGCUCCGUCAGCAGCGAGCGCUUCGUGGAGACGCUUGUGGUUGCUGAUAAAAUGAUGGUCGGUUACCACGGACGCAAAGACAUCGAGCACUACAUCUUGUCUGUAAUGAAUAUUGUUGCCAAACUUUACCGUGAUGCCAGUCUAGGAAAUGUUGUGAACAUUAUUGUGACCCGGUUGAUAGUUCUGACUGAAGAUCAGCCUAACCUGGAGAUUAACCAUCAUGCUGAUAAGUCUCUGGACAGUUUCUGUAAAUGGCAGAAGUCCAUCCUGUCUCAUCACGGUGAUGGAAACAGCAUUCCUGAAAAUGGGAUGGCUCAUCAUGACAACGCUGUCCUAAUCACCCGGUAUGACAUCUGCACCUACAAGAACAAACCCUGUGGUACCUUAGGCUUGGCCUCAGUGGCUGGGAUGUGCGAGCCGGAGAGGAGCUGCAGCAUCAAUGAAGACAUCGGCCUCGGCUCUGCUUUCACCAUUGCGCACGAAAUCGGCCACAAUUUUGGGAUGAACCACGAUGGGAUCGGGAAUUCCUGCGGCACCAAAGGCCACGAGACAGCCAAACUGAUGGCUGCUCACAUAACCGCCAACACCAACCCUUUCUCCUGGUCUGCCUGCAGCAAAGACUACAUCACCAGCUUUCUCGACUCAGGUCGGGGGACGUGUCUGGACAAUGAACCCCUGAAACGAGACUUCCUGUACCCAACAGUGGCCCCGGGGCAGGUGUACGAUGCAGACGAGCAGUGCCGCUUCCAGUACGGAACUUCCUCACGCCAGUGCAAGUAUGGGGAAGUGUGUAGAGAGCUCUGGUGCCUUAGCAAAAGCAACCGCUGUGUAACUAACAGUAUCCCUGCUGCAGAGGGGACUCUGUGCCAGACCGGCAGCAUAGACAAAGGGUGGUGCUAUCAGGGGGAGUGUGUGGCGUUCGGUACCUGGCCUCAGAGUGUGGACGGAGGCUGGGGGCCCUGGUCCCUGUGGGGGGAGUGCAGCAGGACCUGUGGGGGCGGUGUUUCCUCCUCCAUGAGGCACUGUGACAGCCCAGCCCCGUCUGGAGGAGGCAAGUACUGUCUUGGAGAGAGGAAGCGUUACAGAUCCUGUAACACCGACGCCUGUCCUGUCGGAUCUCGUGAUUUCCGAGAGAAGCAAUGUGCCGACUUUGACAGCAUGCCUUUCCGUGGGAAGUACUACAACUGGAAGCCUUACACUGGUGGUGGUGUUAAGCCCUGUGCGCUGAACUGUUUGGCAGAAGGCUACAACUUCUACACCGAGCGCUCUCCUGCAGUCAUAGACGGCACCCGAUGUCAGGCUGACUCUCUGGACAUCUGCAUCAAUGGGGAGUGUAAGCAUGUGGGCUGCGACAACAUCCUGAGCUCGGACGCUAAAGAAGAUCGAUGUCGCGUCUGCGGUGGGGACGGCAGCACCUGCGAGGUGACGGAGGGACUCUUCAAUGAAUCUCUUCCCCGAGGAGGCUACAUGGAGGUGGUUCAGAUCCCAAAAGGGUCGGUUCACAUCGAGAUCAAGGAACUCACGAUGUCGAAGAACUACAUCGCGCUGAAAUCUGAAGGGGACGACUACUACAUCAACGGGGCGUGGACCAUCGACUGGCCCAGGAAGUUUGACAUCGCGGGGACGGCCUUCCACUACAAGAGGCCCUCUGACGAGCCGGAGUCGUUAGAGGCGCUGGGAGCUACGACUGAAAACCUGGUUGUCAUGGUUCUCCUUCAGGAGCAGAACCUGGGAAUACGCUACAAGUUCAACGUGCCCAUCCAGCGCACUGGAAGCGGUGACAACGAGGUGGGCUUCUCCUGGCACCACCUGCCCUGGUCCGAAUGCUCCGCUACCUGCUCAGGAGGCUCCCAGAAGCAGGAAGUGGUGUGUAAAAGGCUGGACGACAACUCGGUGGUCCAGAACAGCUACUGUGACCCAGACGGCAAACCUCCAGAGAACCAGCGAGACUGCAACACUGAGCCGUGUCCUCCCGAGUGGUUUAUCGGCGACUGGUCGGAGUGUGGGAAGACCUGUGACGGCGGGAUAAGGACGAGGACGGUCCUGUGCAUCAGGAAGAUUGGCCCCGCUGAGGAGGAGACACUGGAGGACACCCACUGUCUGACUCACCGCCCCAUAGAACGAGAGUCGUGCAACAACCAGUCCUGCCCGCCAAAGUGGGUCACUCUGGAUUGGUCAGAGUGCACACCUAAAUGCGGCCCCGGCUUCAAGCACCGCAUCGCCUUGUGCAAGAGCAGCGACCUGACCAAGACCUUCCCUCCCGCCCACUGCCCGAGUCACAACAAGCCUCCGGUCCGAAUCCGCUGCAGCUUGGGACGCUGUCCUCCUCCUCGCUGGAUCCCUGGCGAAUGGGGACAGUGUUCGGCCCAGUGCGGCCUGGGCCAGCAGAUGAGGACGGUCCAGUGUCUGUCCUACACCGGGCAGCCGUCGAAUGAGUGCGCAGAUUCCCUCCGACCCACCACCAUGCAGCAGUGUGAGAGCAAGUGCGACGCCACCCCCAUCUCCAACGGCGACGAGUGCAAGGACGUCAACAAAGUGGCCUACUGCCCGCUGGUACUGAAGUUCAAGUUCUGCAGCCGUGCGUACUUCAGACAGAUGUGCUGCAAGACCUGCCAGGGGCACUGAGCCUGGGAGCAUGAGAGCGAGAGAGAGGGGGAGAAAGGCAAGGAAGAUGGAGGGAGGCUCAUACGGCACUGAAAGGGAAAGAAGAAAACAGGGCAGACUGAGAGAAAAAAAACAAAACCUCUGGACCAGCGGAAGACAGAUGAGAUCAGCGCUGGCCAAAGAAGAAGUAAGGAUUUCCCUGUUUAUCACACCUGAUCCUCCAGCCCUCCAUCGUGGUGGAGUCCAAACCACUGCUCAGCCCGUAGCGCUGACACAAACUUUUACUUUUUUUUUUUUUUUGUUUUUAAAGAAAUUCACUUCUGUGAAGUGGAACUCGGAAGAUUAUUUGUUGAUGAUGUUAUUUUUAUUAUAAUAAUAAUUAUUAAUAUCAUUGUUAGUCUUCCUUCGUGUUUUUUGUUUUAUGAAUCCAAAGUGCUGGACACAUCGCUCACAGAGGAUGUACCCCGCAGACAGACGGACGGACGGACGGACGGACAGGCGGGAGGACUGCUCAUCUGGGGAGGAAGAAGCAGAAGAAGAAAGGGGGAGCGGGAGCUGAAAGUGUCGGACUCCCGUCUUUGAGAGGACUGUGGACGGUGCUAUUUGGCAGGCGGACUUUCGGCUUCGGUGCACUUUUCUGUGUAAAUACUUUGCCAAUUUACCACUCAAACAGGACAGAGAAACCCCAUCGGUGUACUGUAUAUUUAUUGUACAAUUCCAAACAGAGCUGAGAUACUGUCCUCUGAUCAUGUUUGUGUCAGAUAGUAGCCUACUGUCAUGGAAGGGAAUGUAAUGUGACUGAAUUCAUGUUCAACGUCUCUGUGCUGGAACGAAAAUAUUACAUACUGUAACAUACGUUAAAUCCUUAUUAUACUGUAAGGACUUGUAUAUUAUAUAUGAUGUUAAUCCACAAUCCAGAAAAUCCCACGUGGUCAUCAGAGGAUCUUUAAAUCACUUUUUCUUUUCCCCAGACCGGUGCCUUAGUUCCUAACACUGCAAUAAAAGUUCAGUCUUUGGUCCAUAAGUAGUAUGAGGACAUUGUCAGACUGUGCCUGGGCCGCAUGCAACACUUGUCACCAAACUGGCCUUUACUAAGCGUCCCACUGAGGAGCUUUCAGUAUUGAAGGAUUCAUUUUGAAGGAGCAUUUUUUUUUUAUUUUAUGAAGCAGCUUGGAAUCGCAGUGCAGCCACUGUUUCUUACUCUUUAAAGCUGGAUGAUUAUUAAAGACGUGUCACGGCUUCGGUGCUGACUGAGAGC
This is a messenger RNA of Scatophagus argus, 5214 nucleotides long. It is a transcript of the gene adamts6, whose product is annotated as ADAM metallopeptidase with thrombospondin type 1 motif, 6. The record is from RefSeq and is a predicted model, not a curated record. The transcript is spliced from 25 exons. The coding region runs from base 585 to 3977 and encodes 1130 amino acids. Gene Ontology annotation, cellular component: extracellular matrix. Gene Ontology annotation, biological process: proteolysis; extracellular matrix organization. Gene Ontology annotation, molecular function: metalloendopeptidase activity. NCBI's taxonomy places the organism in Eukaryota, Metazoa, Chordata, Actinopteri, Scatophagidae.